Molecule: messenger RNA, 2384 nt
Organism: Bufo bufo (common toad)
Lineage: Eukaryota; Metazoa; Chordata; Amphibia; Anura; Bufonidae
Gene: NF2
Product: neurofibromin 2
Exons: 18
Coding region: 277-2028 (583 amino acids)
Biological process (GO): regulation of cell shape; positive regulation of protein localization to early endosome; positive regulation of early endosome to late endosome transport
Cellular component (GO): cytoskeleton; adherens junction; apical part of cell
Molecular function (GO): cell adhesion molecule binding; actin binding
Source: RefSeq, a predicted model, not a curated record
GGCGGGGCUCCGGGCAGCUGGGCAGAGCUGUACGCUGCUUGUAUAUUGUCGCAGCUUCCGGUAAACACCGUUACGGAACGAAUAAUAUUUUGAGAUCUCCUGCUCAGCUGCCAUGUUUUAUAGAGCAGACUACUGACAUGAAGAAGAGCAGAAUAUUCCAGCAUUGCUGCAACAAUCAGAAGCAUGGAUGAAGAAACUGUUUGUUCCAUAAGAUAACUGAAGAAACUUCUUUUUGGGUUGUUUCAUUUAAAUAAGAACUUAGGAAGGAGAUUUCACAUGGCUGGGGCUAUUGCUUCGAGAAUGAGCUUCAGCUCUCUGAAGCGGAAACAGCCUAAAACAUUCACAGUCAGAAUCCUUACAAUGGAUGCGGAAAUGGAAUUCAACUGUGAGGUAAAGUGGAAAGGGAAAGACCUUUUUGACCUGGUAUGUCGUACCUUAGGGCUUCGUGAAACCUGGUUCUUUGGGCUUCAGUACACCGUUAAGGACACCAUAGCAUGGUUGAAAAUGGACAAAAAGGUAUUGGACCAUGAUGUCCCAAAAGAAGAACCGGUCACCUUCCAUUUCUUAGCCAAAUUUUACCCAGAAAAUGUUGAGGAAGAACUUGUACAGGAUAUUACACAGCACCUCUUCUUCCUUCAGGUUAAAAAGCAGAUACUGGAAGAGAAAAUAUACUGCCCACCAGAAGCUUCUGUGCUACUAGCGUCAUAUGCUGUUCAAGCAAAGUAUGGUGAUUAUGAUGCAUCUGUACACAAACGUGGAUUCCUGGCAGAGGAGGAGCUUCUUCCAAAAAGGGUAAUAAACCUAUAUCAGAUGACUCCAGAGAUGUGGGAGGAGAGAAUUACUGCGUGGUAUGCUGAACACCGUGGGCGCACUAGAGAUGAAGCCGAAAUGGAAUACCUGAAAAUAGCACAAGACACGGAGAUGUAUGGAGUAAAUUAUUUUCUCAUACGGAACAAGAAAGGAACUGAACUGUUGCUAGGAGUUGAUGCUUUGGGACUCCAUAUUUAUGACCCCGAAAACAGAUUGACCCCUAAAACUUCCUUCCCUUGGAAUGAAAUUCGAAAUAUUUCUUACAGUGAUAAGGAGUUUACCAUCAAACCACUAGAUAAGAAGAUUGAUGUCUUUAAAUUUAACUCCUCAAAGCUACGAGUAAACAAGCUGAUUUUACAGCUUUGUAUUGGAAAUCAUGAUUUGUUCAUGCGCAGAAGGAAAGCUGACUCCCUUGAAGUUCAGCAGAUGAAGGCUCAGGCCCGGGAAGAGAAAGCCAGAAAACAGAUGGAACGCCAAAGACUAGCACGAGAAAAGCAAAUGAGGGAAGAGGCUGAACGAACACGGGAUGAGUUAGAGAGGAGAUUGCUGCAGCUGAAGGAGGAGGCUCAGAUGGCCAAUGAUGCUCUUAUGAGAUCUGAAGAAACAGCUGACCUUCUAGCCGAAAAGGCCCAAAUUACAGAGGAGGAAGCUAAACUACUUGCCCAGAAAGCUGCUGAGGCAGAGCAGGAGAUGCAAAGGAUCAAAGCCACAGCUAUUCGUGGUGAAGAGGAAAAGCGGCUCAUGGAGCAAAAGGUGCUGGAGACUGAGAUGCUGGCUCUAAAAAUGGCAGAAGAAUCUGAGCGAAGAGCUAAAGAAGCAGAGCAACUAAAGCAAGAUUUGCAAGAGGCGCGGGAGUCGGAGCGUAGAGCCAAACAAAAGUUAUUGGAAAUUACCAGCAAAACAGCCUAUACGCAAGCAGCAGGAACUACCAGUAGCUCCGUGCCCCCUGUUGAUGUGCCAAGCUUCAGCAUGCUCAGUGACAGCCUGCCCUAUGAUUUCAAGGACACAGAUAUGAAGCGCCUGUCUAUGGAAAUUGAAAAGGAAAAGGUGGAGUACAUGGAAAAAAGCCGGCACUUACAGGAACAGCUGAAUGAGCUGAAAACGGAAAUUGAAUCCCUCAAAUUGAAGGAACGUGAAAGCGCAAUGGAUAUAAUGCAUGAAAAUGCAGGCAGCAAGCAGAACACAAUCAAAAAGGGAAGGAGAGCAGUCUGCAUCUGAGAGUGACGCAUAGUGUGUGCCAGCUCACCUUACAGAGUACGCAAUGUAGAGUAGCCUUCUUUGAAGAAUUGUAAUCCAUCGCUGGUGCAUUGCGGAUGUCGAAAGUUCUUCCAAGAUGAUGGGAAGGGCCAAAUCGAAGCAUCGGCGCGCCUGUAACUAGGGAUUUUCAUAAAUGUGUUGGAACAGCUUUUUUAUUUUAUUUUGUAAACUUCCUCUGUGAUAUAUUGCAUUGCCACAUACAAAAAGGUUAACACUAAAAGGUACAAUGAUGCCUUUUUUUUUUUAUAAAGGAAAGUAAUGCAGUCUACAAUUAUAUAGUAGUUCAAAUAAAGUGGUGUUAAUAGCAUUUCUCCAUA